GGAAUUUCCGGGUGUGGAGUCACCGCGUUAUACGUGUUUGACAGCUUGGGCAUUGAUAUCUUCGUCAAUGGUGGAUUCUCUGCACAAUUAUUGCUGUCCUUCUGAACGUUGAUGGUGAAGAUAAAAUCAUGACUUCUGGAAUAAAGAUCAUCUGACAUUAAAACCAUUCGGGGUGUGAAGUCAUUAACACAUUGUCCAUGCCUACCUGACCUACCGGAGAAGCAAAAUGGCUGAGAGGGGAGAACGGAGUGACACGGUGAGGGAUGCAGAGAAGAGGACAGAAAGUAUCACUGGGACAAGUUUGAAAGAUGCCUUUAAGGUUCUUUCUGCCGCCUCACAAGAGAAAUUACAGAGUCUCACUUUAAAAAGGAGCAGCAGGGAGGCUGAGAUACUGGUGCAGGCAAUGUCUCUGAUUACGCUGAGGAAGGGACAAGACGCACUGGAUAAACUCGCAGCCCUGGGCGGCAGUGGCGUGGCAAAAUACCUGGCUGAACAGGUAACGGCAUGUCGGGGUCAACUGGAACACUUCAGAAUAGACGAGCAGGCCAAGCUGGAGGCUCGCACCGACACUUUAGCCGAGCUGGCUAGGAUUUUUCAGGUUCUAGCAGAGGGGAGACUGUGUAGCGAAUCGCUGAGAGACAGAGCCUACGGAGUUGCUCUCGGGGCGUACAGAAGUAUGAACUCAAAUGUCGAAGGGAGGGAGAACAGGCAGCUGGAGCAACUGAUGGAAGAGGCCACCAUGAUUUGUGGGCCUGAAUUCAUUACUCAGGAAGAUGGUCAGUUUUCAUGGGGUAAAACACUACAAUCUUGCUCACCCAAAACAUCUACUCAUAGGGGACAGCACAAAAAGACCUCAGCCAUACCUAUACAAGGUAGCCAGUGUGGUCCAUUAGUACCAACAGUUGAGCACAGUUCCCCAACCUCCCUGCGAAGCAGUUCUUCUAACGAGACGUCUUUCCCCAGUCACCUAGAGGUCAGUGCAUCCCCCACUGCUGUAUUUGAUUCAAACAGAAUGAGCCGCGCCAUGCAGGACUUGACGUUGACACCAUCACAUAUGGAGGAUGUUUCCCCUAAUCAAUCACUGCCUCUUUUUGAAGUAGUGUCACAGAAUAAUCCUGCUGACGAAUGCAUAAAGAGAACAGCAAUACUUCAUUCCCCAUAUAAUAAGAAAGUGUGUGAUUUUGUGGAAGUAACAGAGAAAUCUGAAAACAAUGGCACUAUGACAUCCAGGAUUACAAAUGCAAAAUCUAAGUUUAAUGGGGGAAGUCCUUCAAAGAAACCUACUGAAGUCCUAUUGUCUGUCACAACUGCCCUCACUGAGAACAAUAAACCCGGAUCUGCAACUCCAGGAAAUGUCACUAACAUUUCAAGGACCACGUCACCCCCACUAAACAGCAAAGAUCCAGAAGAACAGAAAGAGGAUGAGGUAGAGGACGAAGUCCAGUUUUUCUCUUUUGUGAUCUUGCAUGCCCCAGAGGACAUGGAAACGGCUGAGAGGCUGCAGGAAAAACUGAAAAGUUUAGGCAUUGGUGAGGGAUCCACCUUUAGCCAGGACUUUUUAGUUCCUGGGAAAACUAAGUUGAGAUGUAUUGAGGAUGCCAUUGAUAACUCAGCUUUUUCCAUCCUUCUACUUUCACGCAACUUCAACAACCAGCUGCAGGAGAUCCAGACUAAUGCUGCUCUCAUGAAUUCCAUUGAGAAUGUGCACAAAUACAACUCUGUCAUUCCCCUCUUUCCUAGCAAGAAUCGUCUACCUACGGAGGACAUGCCCAAGUGCCUGAAGAUAUUUGUAGCACUAGAAGAGAGUAGCCGGUCCUUUGAUAGGAUGGCGAGGAUGGCGAUGGCACCAGAAAGGAUCAAGAAGCAGAAGGAACUAUGGCGCCAAGACCAGUAUAUUAGAUUACAGCAAAAAAGGAAGCUGAGACUGAAGGAAGAGAUUAAAAAAAGCAAAGUUCUGUCAAAUCAAGAAAUGGAAAUCUCUCAGCUAGAGAAGGAGCAGAGGCAGCUGUACAUGAAAAUGCGACAGCAGAAUCAAACACUGCAAUAUUAUGAUACACCUGGGCCUAUUUCGAAACCACCACAGCACUUAAUCGAUAUGGACAGGCAGCCCAGUAUCCUUAUUAGUAAUGCAAAGUAUAUCAUGAUUGGGGAUAACUCCCAGAUGACUGUAGACGUGAGUUCUGAUACAGACGAUAAUGUGCCAGGGGACAUGGAGGAAUGACAUAACUAAAGGAUUUUUCAAAGUCACACUACCGAGAAUUAAGAUAAGAACAAGACCAUUAAAAACAAACUGCUGUAUAUGUCACUAAACCAGGCGUUAUGAGGAAACCUUAUACACGUUUUUGUUAAUGAUGAACAAGUGCCAAAAAGCAGGUGUUGACGUUAUUCUAUUCCCGUGUAAGUUCUCUAACAGAAGGGAAGGUGCGUGGAAUCUCUCUUUAGGGUUGCUAUGGAUGUAAUGCCACUUUCAUGAAAUGUCACUGAUGGCUGCCUCAUUACUGUAUUUUUUAGAAUAUAUGCUUUGUUAAUGUAUCUCAACCAACUGUCUUAAAAUACCACACAUUGAAUUUUUAAUCUGUAUUUACCUAUUAGGAUUCUCUGGGCAGUGGUGGCUUAAUGGUUUAAAUCCCUGACCAGCAAGGCACCACUGAGGUACCCUGAGCAAGGUAUCCCCCCCCCCCAAGCACUGCUCCCAGGUGCUGAAUUAGCUCCCGCCUGCUAUGUCAUAUAUGGGUUAAAUGCAGAGGACACAUUUUGCUGUGGUGUGUCAACAUUGACAAUCGAUCACUAAAAUCUGUCAUAUAUUUUGUGAUCAUUUAUACCAAUGCAUUGGCAGGUUUUGUCUGAUCUGUCAAUAAUACAAUAAUAUACAGAUGAUCACAGUAUAAAAAGACGGAGAAAUGCAUGAUGAUGAAUCUGAAAAUGUGACAGUGAAAAUGAAUUUGAACUUGUACAAUACAAUGUCAUGUUUUUUUUAUGAAUUCAAGAUCAUUUAGGAAAUGUGACAUUUUAAAGAGCACACUAACUCAUUUAAUAUCUGCAGGAAAUAAAGCAUAACUUUGCAUGACAUUACUGUGUAGAAAUUCCAAAAAGCAUUUAUUCUACAUUUACUAUAUUAGUUCAGGUGUGUUGGGAGCUGGAGGGAAUGAAAAUGAGGACUGUCUGCAGGUCCCCGAGGACUGGGUGAGAAAUACUUUUCUAUGGUGUUCAUGCAGGAUUACAGGGCAGAGGAGUAUCUGUUUAUAUGACCCCAUAAAUAAAGAAUUCGCCAAACA
Molecule: messenger RNA, 3275 nt
Organism: Paramormyrops kingsleyae
Lineage: Eukaryota; Metazoa; Chordata; Actinopteri; Osteoglossiformes; Mormyridae
Gene: ticam1
Product: TIR domain containing adaptor molecule 1
Biological process (GO): positive regulation of canonical NF-kappaB signal transduction; positive regulation of type I interferon production; TRIF-dependent toll-like receptor signaling pathway
Cellular component (GO): endosome
Molecular function (GO): signaling adaptor activity
Source: RefSeq, a predicted model, not a curated record